This is a messenger RNA of Amborella trichopoda, 1507 nucleotides long. RefSeq names its product shikimate kinase like 2 (gene SKL2). Gene Ontology annotation, cellular component: cytosol. The record is from RefSeq and is a predicted model, not a curated record. NCBI's taxonomy places the organism in Eukaryota, Viridiplantae, Streptophyta, Magnoliopsida, Amborellales, Amborellaceae.
GUAAAUGGCAUCAUUUUUAAACAUUCCAAACUUUUUGGUAAUUUACAGUGAAUGGAGACGGCAAAAUGGAUAAAUGAAGUGGCUCCCUAGUUGCUCGGUUUCUCGCUACUCCCAAAUCCUAAUGGCGGGAGCUGCUCCUUCCCUCUCCUCUCCACUCAGCUUUAGUACUGCCCCAAGACACAACCUCCAAUCUCAAUUAUCUCUCUCGAAAACUUCUUUCUGCAAUUUUCUCUAUCUCAAACGUGGCCUUUCUCUGUAUUCACCAUUUCUUACUCGUCACCCAAAGACUGGCUUCUUCUACCGUCGAAAAGGGACCAAACCCAACUCCAUUCUCUCUCCAAAUUCUCUAAAAACUGCAGAAUAUGAGUUCUCCGAUGGUGGUGCAGAACUAGAACUGCGUUUGCCAUUGAGUGGCCAAACUGUCCAUAGUUCCAGAGAUCUCUUUGUUGAUGUCCAUGAAAGCUCCUUAACGAUCAGAGUUCAGGCUACUGGAUCCUUUACAACUCUGAUGGAAAUUGCUAAUCUAUAUGGGACAAUAAAACCUUCUGAAACUAUCUGGUAUAUUGACGAGGACCAACUAGUUGUCAACCUUAAGAAGCAUGACAGUGAUUUGAAAUGGCCAGAUAUCAUGGAGAAUUGGGAAUCCCUCUCUACUGGAGCCAUCACUCUCUUGAAAGGCACAUCGGUUUACAUUGUUGGGGACUCAACUGAUAUUAAUCAUGAAGUUGCUAAAGAGCUUUCAGUUGGUCUUAAGUAUACUCCUUUGAGCACCAGUGAACUACUGGAAACAUAUGUGCAGAGAACAAUUGAUUCAUGGGUGAUUAGAGAAGGGCCAGAUUCUGUGGCAGAAGCGGAGAGUGCAGUACUCGAAAGUCUCAGUAGCCAUGUACGUGCUGUUGUUGCAACACUAGGGGGCAAGCAAGGAGCAGCCAGAGGGCAUGAUAAGUGGAGGCACCUUCAUGCUGGAUUCACUGUAUGGUUAUCUCGAUCUCAGGCCUUGGAUGAAGCCUCUGCCAAGGACGAGGCUCUUAGAGAGAAGCAAGAAGGUAGCCAAGCUUACUCAAAUGCAGAUGUGGUGGUGAAGCUCGGUGGAUGGGAACCAGAGCAUGCUCGACUGGCUGCUCAAGCUUGUCUAAGUGCACUUAAACAACUUAUUCUAACUGAUAAGAAGCUUCCAGGGAAGAAGAGUCUUUACAUCAGAUUGGGUUGUCGAGGUGAUUGGCCUAAUAUCAAACCACCCGGCUGGGAUCCAUCAAGUGGAGAGGAUCAUCAAUCUCUUGCGCAACAAGUAGUAUAAUGGAACACCUUCAAGAAAACUAUCAAAGCAAAAUUCCGAUAAAUGAAGCUUCUGUACUGUGAUUCUGCAAAUGAUAUGCCUCUUGUGAAAAUAGCAGAUGGAAUUAAUGGAGUGAAUUUACUAUUGGCUUUGGAAGUAGUGAAUGGUGUGCACAGGGUGGUGAUGCUACUAAUUCUUUAUGAUAAUGAAGAUCGUGCUUUUCUUUUCUUC